Molecule: messenger RNA, 1224 nt
Organism: Saccharomycodes ludwigii
Lineage: Eukaryota; Fungi; Ascomycota; Saccharomycetes; Saccharomycodales; Saccharomycodaceae
Exons: 1
Coding region: 1-1224 (407 amino acids)
Source: RefSeq, a predicted model, not a curated record
AUGAGUCAAAUAUAUGAUAUACCAGCGGAAAGCUUUCAAAUACAAGAUGAAAAUGAAAAUACUCACAAAAGUUACAAAAAUGAUUUUAAAGACUAUGUAACGCCUAAUGUUCUGCUGGCAUCUAAUCCCAUAUGCUCAAAAGUAUUUGUUGGUCCAAUCUUAUCACCUGAAGCCGUGAUGAAAUCAUCAAAAUGGAGUGAUUAUAAAGAAAAUAAACGUGUAUUAUGUUCUCGAACCAGUGUUUUUCCUUCACAAUGUUCUUCUGUCUCCCCUGUAAAAGUAGAUUUAGAUUUAGAAACCUCACAAAUAGUAGAGUAUAUUAGAGCAUCUGAGCCUUCUACAUUUUCUCCGUCUUUACUUACCAAAGGUAACAAGACACUUUUAACUACUGAUGAGCACGGUGCAAGUAUACCUUCUGUGGUUAACAUACCAAGGGACAAGUCUAAUAAGGAAAAAAAUGAAAAGACAUUAAAUAAAUUUAUUCAAAACAAGAAAAAUAGGGUAGAAGGCUUUCAUAAUGAUCCCGACAUAAUGAAUAUUGGAAGUUAUAAUAGGGAAUACGAGUUAUCAUCACCUGAUGCAUUUUCUGAAAAUAAUGAUAACUUCUAUGGUGAAGUUCCCUUCGAUGCUUUUUUCACUAAAUAUAAUUUACCAGAAGCUUUCGUUCCCGUAAAUAUAAUGCCUAUGGGCCGUAAGUUGUUGCCCAAUACUCUGAAGUUAGAUUUAGUGGCUCUUUCCGGUUUAGUUUCCAAAAUCAAUGAUUUCCCACCAUUUCUAAACCAAUCUGGUAUUAAUAAUAUUGGCACUGAAAUUGACAGUCAUGAUAUUGGUCGGUCCAGCGACCAGCUACUUGAAAAAAAAUUAGUUGAUAUAUUAGAUUGUGAAAUAAGCGGUGAAUUUCCCGAAUCACCAAUUUUAGAAAAAUUACAACAACAACUUAAGGCCAAGCGCACUAAACUCAAAUGGUAUCAUUGUCCAUUAUUCUACUUAUUGGGGAUUGACCCUACUGGUUAUUAUGAUUUAGUUGAAAGAGCAGAAUAUAUUAAAAGGUAUCCAUAUUCUAGUCUGUUGAAAAGCACGUGGAUAUUAGGCAAUGACGAUGAUCCGAAUGAUGAUGAUCAAGAUAGCGAAGAAAACUACUGCUAUAAUGAUGAGGGAAAUACACGUAACAAUAGCAGAGAAAGAGAUAUUUUCCAACACACAUUCGAAUUUGGGGAGGUCUAA